AUGGCUUCCAAAAAUCCCGUAAUGAUACGUGAACUUCACACAAACCACAACUCGUGUUCCAUAACUGUAAGGAUCAUCCGGUUGUGGAAACAACCUGUGUAUGGCAAUGUGAACAACAUCGGAAGCAUCGAGAUGAUCAUAAUGGAUGCAGCGGGUCAGCGGAUUCAAGCUUCUGUCAGGAAAAAUGUAAUACCUACCUUUGAGAAACUGCUGGUCGAAGGUGGAGCGAUAUGCAUGAAUGUGAUUGGUAAAGUUUCUGGAUAUGGUGAUGUGAUCAUUGGUGAUAAAAAUGGUUCCCCAAAUCAAAUGAUGGAUGUGCAAUUGCAAGACAUUGUUGGUAACAAGAUGAAGGUAACAUUCUGGGAUUCAUAUGUGGAUGACUUCAAGGCAAAAUUUAACAAUGACAAGGCUGCUGUUAAUGUGAUGAUUGUACAGUUUGCGAAGUUGCGAGAAUGGAGAGGAAUCUUCUCUGUAUCUCAUGGUUUCAAUGUUGCCCGUAUUUUCAUGAAUAAUAAUAUCGAUGAAAUCAAUGCCUUCAAAAAAAGGCAACAUCAUGUGUUGCGGUUGCAACAAUUCACUCCAUCGAAACCGACCAGCCUUGGUACUACAUUGCAUGCCGCAAAUGUAGCAAGAAGGUAA
Molecule: messenger RNA, 639 nt
Organism: Erigeron canadensis
Lineage: Eukaryota; Viridiplantae; Streptophyta; Magnoliopsida; Asterales; Asteraceae
Exons: 6
Coding region: 1-639 (212 amino acids)
Source: RefSeq, a predicted model, not a curated record